CAAACUAAUGUCGCGUCCAUCGACAUUUACGGCGCAAAUCUCGAUCCCGCUGCAUCGUCAGGACAAAAUGCUCCGGGCGUUGACUCGUCACGUGGACACGGCAUGCGACGAACAGCAGAACUUCCAAGGCACAGCUUCUUAGGCCUACUCAUUAGGACCAAGCAUUCAUCGUCCACUGGCGAUGCUGUGAGGACAGCAAGAAGACCCUUGGCUGGGAUCGCGUUUCCACGAACACACCCAUGGCGACGGCCUCUGGUAAUACUGGGCGGCCGAAGCCGUUCUUCCCAAAAGCAGACGCCGCCAUCCUAACAUCGAGACAUGGACUCCCGCCGGCUCGUCCGCGGACCGUCUGGCCUGUCUUCGAUCCGGACAAUGUCGACAGGCCUAUCGGAGCGUGGACCCCGGAAGUAGGGGAAUGCUUCUAUCCUCCAAAGGUGGACGAAUUUGCGGCAUCGUCAAUCCCUGACGAGCCCAUGUGCAUCCCCGACCGAUAUCUGCGCGCCUUUCUAGCCGAGAAUGAGAGAUUGAGGUCGUCCAUGCUUUGGUACUACACCCGCGAUAUCCUCAGCGAGACCGAGUUUCUUUCUGGCCUUCAGGAAAAGGCACAUUUAGCACAGGAAUCCACUGGCUGGGAGUUUGUCGUCAUCGGCAUUCUCGAUGUCAAUUACUACAUUCGCCUGGCAUCUAUCGGGCUUCCUUUGGCCAUUCUUCCACGCGGAGAGACCUUGUGUGCACACACUGUUACCCAACCUCCCGGCAAUGUUUUUCUGUUGCCAAAUAUGAUGGAAGACUGGAGAUUUAGAAAUUCACCUUACGUUGAGUCUGGUGGGCUACGGGCAUAUGCUGGAGCUCCACUCCGCUUGCAAAGUGAGUCGGGAGACUGCGUUAGCCUUGGAUCACUUUGUGUCACUUCAAGAACAAAACAGGAGCCUUUGACCAAGUCUCAACAACAAACACUCGCUCGCUUGGCCGACUGGGUCGUCGCCGAUAUUGUUCAAUGUGCAAGAGCAAGGCGUCAGCGAGACCGGCGCCGAAUGUCAGAACUUAUCUCAUCAGCACAAGCCGAAGCAGAAAAAACAUCUUCUGAAGAGCCGAUUUUACGGAUACUGAGGGCUACGUAUCCAGAUGCGGCCGUAAAUGUACAAUCAUCCAAGCAGGCCCGUGUCGAAAUCGAAGAUCAUGACCCUAUACCCUUGGCCGACUUCGAGGGUGGUUUGUGGGAGGACACAGAUUACCUUGACGAUUUCAUCAAUAACUCAAACCAAAAGGCUUUCCCUUCAACCAGGGUAGUACGUGCCAUUAUUGCACCAUGCGACACCCUAGCGGGACCUUCUUCGCUCGUUGUAGCUUCCAAAGACUUUCGACUGGUGUUUGAUGAUGUUGAUUCCUGGUUUGUUUAUACUUGUGCAACCAUGCUCUCUCAGGUAUGGCACAAGCGCCUCCUAACGGAAGUAAUGAGAGCAAAAGAAAAGUUUCUUCGCGGAAUUUCUCACCAACUUCGAACCCCGAUUCAUGGCAUACUCGGUUCUGUAGACCUGCUGGCCGAAGAGCUUUUGUUGCGAAAACAGCGUGAAAGUAAGGAGGCGACAUCAUUGCCGGCCAUAGAUUUGACAGCCAAGCUUUUAGAAUCCACCGUCUAUCUGGAUACCAUCAAAUCGGCAGGACGAGAUCUGAUGUCCAUAGUCAACAACAUGAUUACCCUAAACCGGUGGGCCGACAUCGCGAUGACGAAUCGACAUUAUGCUGAACACACUAUUAACGAUCUUGAGAUGGAGCUGGGAAAUGAGCUUCGAAAAACAACUUCAGACGAUACUCGUUAUAAGGCCUCUGUUUUCUUUCACCAUGACCUAUUGCUGGAUUGCGUCAACUUUCGGACCGACCUCGGCCUCCUUCGUGACAGCUUGGUACCAAUCAUCAUUAAUGCCAUUCAAAAUACUCCAAAGGGCAUCAUAACGGUAACCACAUCGAUAGAUUCGGAUCACCAACAGCUCAUCGUUGAUGUUGAAGACACUGGCCGUGGUAUUCAUCCUGACCACCAUGAACGCAUAUUUGAGCCUUAUGAAAAGGUUGAAAUGCAUUCGCUGGGUGCUGGACUCGGCUUGACCAUCGCAUCCAGGUUGGCAACACUGCUUCACGGGUCUGUUAGUUUGGUGUCGUCAGACGUCAACCGUGGAUCACACUUCAAAGCCACAUUCCAGGAGAUGGAAUGUGCCCGCGUACCACUUUUAUCACAGCCCCUUGCUCAGAAGUUCAAUACUUUACCCUCCAAAUUUUACAACAUGACGACUGGCUUAGAUAACACAUUGCUGUUCGACCGCUUGACUCGAUUCUUGGCCUUGCACGGCUUUAAAUCGUCCGAUAGCCUGGAUGGCUCCUUUGCCAUUUUGGAUUUUGUGUCAGACUUGAAGAAGCAUCGCUCAAAUAUGUCCCAGAUCCCCUCAGGAUACGUUGCCCUCUGCCUGGUGCCGGCUUCGGAAGGGAAAUGCUUCCUGGAUCAGACAUCUAAGAACAUAAUAUAUCUCAGCGCACCCUUUUUACCUUCCACGAUAAGCUCAGCACUCGAAGAGGCAGACAAAUAUCUUUCAAAUAUGAAAAUCUCUAAUGCAUGUACGCCUCGACCUGACGAUUCUUCGAUCAAUCCCUUGGACAUACCCACAGAUCUGAGCACAGAGAAUGAGGAUAAGCCCUCAACCUGUCCAAAUGAGCAGGUGGCUCAGCCAACCGCAGGUAACCCGGCCCAAACUGGCUUAAUAACGCCCCCCGUGGAAAUAAAUUACGAUGCUUCAAUCCCCACCGCCCUCACAAUCUCCACGCCUACGGCACUACUUGUUGAUGACAAUGUCAUCAAUCUCCGCAUUUUGCAGAUGUACUGCACCAAACGGGGACUCCCAUACCACUGCGCGACUGACGGCCUGCAAGCUGUGGAGAUAUUUUCCCGACAACAGUCCCUGGCCACCGCUGGCAAGGGAGCAGGGAUCCACCUAAUCUUCAUGGAUCUUCAAAUGCCAGUCUGCGAUGGAUUCAAAGCCACUCAACAGAUACGCCAGCUGGAGAAACAGAACAAGUGGGGGCAAAGUAUCAUGUUUAUUGUGACCGGCCAAGACAGCCCGGCAGACAAAUCAACUGCAGAGGACGUUGGUGCCGAUGAAUACCUGGUGAAACCUGUCGGCAUCAAAAUUUUGGAUCGUAAUGUGGCUCGGCAUUUUCCCAAAUUUAAAGCCGGCUGAGGGACCAUAUAAAUGCAGUACACGAGCACACCAGCAUAUGCGCGGCCGUCCAUCGCCGCCCGCCGUCUUCCAUAUCUUGUAGUCCGCCAAUCCGUUGAUAACCCAGUACACCAACGGCUAUUCAGUACGACGAAAUACGAUGAACACUGCCAGACGUAGACAUGUCAAUGAACCACAGUACGAUUAUACGAGAACCUUACCUAACAUCUGUCAGUACAGUACAGCCUUACGAGGUAGACGAGCGACGUCACAAGAUAUAGAUCAUUUUUGAGUGAUGAUAUAUUGUUAAUAAUCCCACCAAUAGUAACAUUUUGUCUCCGCAUUGGUCAGCUUCUGUAUGCUAGUGUGUUGUUUAAUAUAUGCAGAGAACAUAUAAGUGUACUAUUUGGUAGCCAUGUCUAGAGCACCCCUAUCCAAUCCGUAUACAAAUCUUGGUGUGCUUUAAAAAUAGUUGCUGC
This is a messenger RNA of Trichoderma harzianum CBS 226.95, 3685 nucleotides long. RefSeq lists its product as hypothetical. Gene Ontology annotation, biological process: phosphorelay signal transduction system; protein autophosphorylation. The transcript has 2 exons. The coding region runs from base 240 to 3227 and encodes 995 amino acids. Gene Ontology annotation, molecular function: histidine phosphotransfer kinase activity; phosphorelay sensor kinase activity. NCBI's taxonomy places the organism in Eukaryota, Fungi, Ascomycota, Sordariomycetes, Hypocreales, Hypocreaceae. The record is from RefSeq and is a predicted model, not a curated record.